This is a messenger RNA of Trypanosoma theileri, 1212 nucleotides long. RefSeq names its product putative peroxisome assembly protein. Lineage: Eukaryota; Euglenozoa; Kinetoplastea; Trypanosomatida; Trypanosomatidae. Gene Ontology annotation, biological process: protein monoubiquitination; protein import into peroxisome matrix. Gene Ontology annotation, molecular function: protein binding; zinc ion binding; ubiquitin-protein transferase activity. The transcript has a single exon. The record is from RefSeq and is a predicted model, not a curated record. The coding region runs from base 1 to 1212 and encodes 403 amino acids. Gene Ontology annotation, cellular component: peroxisomal membrane; peroxisomal importomer complex.
AUGUUUGAAAGUAACCUUUUGUCGCAGAUAAAUACUGCAUCCCCACUUCCAACCUUUGUGGAAGUAGAUCUUGUGAAUUCCAUAAAUAACUCUUUAUCAAAGGCUUUCCAUUUUGUACAUGUAUUACUCGCUGAGAAGAGUGAUACUGUGGCUUCACUUCUUCCAUGGAGUUCUGAGAUUUGGCUAGUACUUCAAACCCUUCUUGAGCACAGACUAUUAUUUCAUGCCAAUACAACAUUUGCAGAGAUGUUGUUUGGUCUUUGUCGUGGUGCUAUUGCCUCCCCAACACGACCACUCCCUUCUCAAGGGAAACUCUCAUGGUGGAUUUGUGGGCCCGCCCCUAUUCCAUCAUUAGAAGAACAGGCAUUACAAUCCCCAACGUCUACUGCUUUAACGGAAAUGAAGGAUUCCAUACUGGAUUCACCACAUAGUAACUUCACCGCAACAGAAAUGGUGGCUUCACAAGAUGCCUCUUAUGGAUAUUUGCGAUUCCGUCCUCUUUCAGAAACACAACGUUAUAUUUCUCUUUUUCUUAUUACACUUAAACCCUAUUUGCAGGAGCGUGCGGCCAUGUGGUACUCGGAACAGUUAGAUUCAUCACCUGGUGCGGUUUCUAUGCGUGCGGCCUAUGCGAAUCGUUAUCCCUUGCGAGCUCGUAUAAAGGAGAUUUUAAAACGUCUCUAUCCUCUUUUUCGCACUGUUACCGCAAGUAUGGGAUUCUUAUAUCAGAUUCUUUUUCUUCUGGAGUGCACACCAUACACAGCCGCCCUUCAUCGUGUCUUUGGUAUUGCUGUUCAUCGCCUUACAAUGAAGGAUCAUCGUGCCUUAUCAAAUCCCCGUGCCCAACGAAUCCUUAUAUUAGCCCGUGUGCUAUUUUUCCUGGUAUUUAUUGGAUUCCGUCUGUUGGAGUUCACAGGUGCAGGUACGGGCAGCAAUUCCGUCUCUAACUUGAUAGAAACAGAUGAGAACCUCGCCGUCCCACAACCACCCGUGUGGGGUGUGGAUGUAGAAGUUCCUGCAGGCGCACGUAUACCAGAGCCUGGUAUCUGUCCGGUCUGUGAGCGACGAGUAACAAAUGCGGCGGUGUGUACAGUCAGUGGUAUCGUUGGAUGUUAUCCAUGUCUGCAGAGUUACACUAGAGAACACGGAGCGUGUCCGGUGACAUCACUCAAGACAUCAGUGGAUUGUAUUCGACGUAUAUAUGAGUGCUGA